GAGAAAGACGGAAUUAUACAAGGCCAUGUUUAAGUUUAAGCUGAAUUUUUUAUCAACUUAUGGUGACCAUUAGUCAUUUCAAUCUCAAACAUGACGAACAUAUACAAAUUUAAGCCAUGAAUUUGUUUGAACGUAUUAAACGGAGACGGACUCAUAUUUUAGAGAAUGCGAAUAGUGUUCAAUGUGAUAUUCAUCACGAUAAAAAUGAAUACCUACGACCACCGGAAUGGUUUGAUCCAGAUAAUUUUCGUCGAGCACAGCAGCUAUUCUAUACAUACAAAAGCACAUUCAUAUUGAGCUUUAUUUAUGGUUUGGCGUUGACAUUUUAUAAUCCAGCUGAACUGAUUCCUUUGAUGAGUACGGGUAAAUCGAAAUCGGUGGCUCAUUUGUUUCAAAGAUAUCUAACAACAAUCGAACAUAUCAUUACUUGGUUUGAACAUUAUCCAUUUGAUAAGGAAAGCAAAGCAUACAGAUCGUUGCUAACGGUACGCCAAAUGCAUGGCCAGGUAUCAAGAAAAUUAAAUAAAUUAUCGUCUUCAACUGAACCAUGUUGGAUGAAUCAACAUCGAAUGCACAAUGGGCAAUUUGCAUUUAUUGGUUUGUUUGCCAUCUUUCCCAAACAGCUUGGAUUCAACCUUUUGACCCAACAAGACGUACAUUGUGUGUUUCAUUUUUGGCGUACAAUUGGCCAUUGUCUUGGUAUUGAUGAUACAUUUAAUCUUUGCGCAGGGUCGAAUGUUGAAAUUGUCGAAAUGUGCGAGCAAAUUUUUCGAGAAGAAUGGCUGCCGACGCUUAUGAUGAAAUCCAAUGAUGAAUCGAUAAUUGUCACAGCACGACGGAUGUCUCAGGCCAUAUUCCAAUCGCUCGGUCAACUCGAACCUUUUAUCAAUUACAACGUUAUGAUGAGAUAUGGUUGCCGAUUUGUAUGGUCUACAACGCUAGCACCAGCUAUUGAUGAGGAUGAUAUUCAAUUAAAAAAUUAUCUAUCCAAAGUCCAUUAUGGAUUUACUGUGUUUGCCUAUAGACAUUGUUCACGUUAUAAAUGGUUCCAUUGGCUAGCUUCUAGAUGGUUGGAGUAUCGAUUAAAACAGGCACGACAAUAUGAUCAGCAUUACGUUCGUUGUUUAGAACGGAUAUAUCCAGACCAUAUUGUCGAUGGUGACAUUGUUGCCAAAUUGUUAACUUGUUUUUCAGACUAACCAUGCAUAUCGAAAAGUCAUUGUUCAACUAUUGUUCAACAUUAUAAAUACAAUGGUAAAUAGUAUUAGAUUAAGUACUAUUUGAAUGCCACAAAUUGUGAAUAAAUUCGAUUUUAUUCGUUGAUGUA
This is a messenger RNA of Dermatophagoides farinae (American house dust mite), 1327 nucleotides long. RefSeq lists its product as uncharacterized. Gene Ontology annotation, molecular function: oxidoreductase activity. NCBI's taxonomy places the organism in Eukaryota, Metazoa, Arthropoda, Arachnida, Sarcoptiformes, Pyroglyphidae. The record is from RefSeq and is a predicted model, not a curated record.